UUUUUAGUGUCGACUAACGUAGUCAGCUGUUUGAGAUUUAAUAAAAAGACCAUCUUACAAAUGUUUUAAGAUUAUUUUUAUAUAAAGUGUGAAACAAAAUAAGUUAUUUUAUAUUUGCUUAGGAUAGAAAAAUCAAAGUGUCUUAACAAAGAUGCGUCUACUAGUUUUAUAUGGUAGCCAAACUGGAACAGCGCAAGACGUUGCUGAAAAAAUAUGGAGACAAUCCAAGUCAUACUCAUUUACUGGCCCAUUUAUGUCCAUGGAUGACUAUGCUAUUGAAAACUUAAUACAAGAGCAACUUGUGAUUUUUGUUGCUUCGACAACAGGACAAGGAGAGGAACCUGAUAAUAUGAAGCAUUUUUGGAAAUUUCUAUUGCGAAAGAGUUUGCCAGCAAACUCAUUGCAAACGUUGAAAUUUGCUUGCGUUGGCCUUGGGGACUCCAGUUAUUCUAAGUAUAAUUUUGCAGCGAAGAAACUUAACAAAAGAUUACUUCAGCUUUCUGCUUCUCCUAUAAUUCCUCUGGGGCUUUGUGAUGAUCAACAUGACCACGGAAUGGCUGCUACUUUACUUCCAUGGAUUCAAGAUCUAUGGUCGCAAUUGAAACAAAUCUAUCCACACCUCAAAGAGAAUUCAUCAAGUGAAUUUUGUUAUAAAUGGAACGUUUGGAAAACAACCAAUUCAAUUCCUUCAAGUUUAACUCAUUUGAAAUGGCCACUUAAGGAAAAUCCUUAUAGUUUUGAAGUCAUGGAAAAUGUAAGAACCACUUCAAAGGAUCAUUUUCAAGAUGUUCGAUUGAUAAAGUUAAAAUAUUCGUCUAAAAAUUUAACUUGGAAUCCGGGUGAUAUCAUUCAAGUUAGACCAUGUAAUUCGGAUGAGAAAGUCAAUGAACUGUUUGAUAUUUUGGAUGAACAUAAUCUGGGCUUUGAUAGGAAUACUUUGGUUGAAUUCAAGGAGAAUCAUGAAGACCUCCCUCUACCACUCCCAUAUCAACAUCCAGUUACGCUUGGGCUACUAGCAAAGUAUGUUUGGGACCUCAGUUGCGUGCCUAGACAGAGUGCCUUUGGGCUGUUAGCUUUGAAUUGCAAAGACGAACUGGAAAAGGAAAAACUUGAAGAAUUCACAACAUCAGAGGGCUUAGAAGAAUUAAUAGCUUAUGCAAAUAGACCACGCAGAUCUAUAUUAGAAAUAUUGUACGACUUUAGACAUGCAACAGCUGCUUUAACGUUGCCCAUAUUAUUUGAACUCUUUCAAAUUAUACAACCACGAAGUUUUUCAAUAGCUUCUGUUCCUGAAGCCGGUACUCUCGAUCUAUUGGUGGCAGUUGUCGAGUACAAAACUAAACUAUCUACCCCAAGACGCGGUUUAUGCUCUAAUUGGCUAAAACAUCUAGCAAUAGGGGAUGAAAUUCUAGGAACAAUUAAGCAGGGUACAUUAGUUUUUCCAAAAGAUCCUUCAACACCUAUGAUUAUGGUUGGGCCUGGAACUGGUAUUGCACCAUUCCUAAGCUUCAUAGCGAUGCGGGAGAACUCGGCGCAAAUCAAUACCGAUGCUAAAUCCAUAGUGUUUUUCGGAUGCAGAAACAAAGAAAAGGAUUAUUUUUGCAGAGAAUAUUUUGAACGUUUUGAAGCAAAAGGAGUAGCGAAGUGUUUUACUGCAUUUUCCCGAGACCAGGAGAACAAGGUUUAUGUUCAACAUUUGAUAAAGGAUAAUAGCUCGCUUUUGAAAGAUCUUAUUUUGAAUAAGACUGCAGUUGUUAUGGUUGCCGGAUCCUCGAACAAUAUGCCAAAGUCAGUCAAAGAAGCAUUUACUGAAUUACUAGACGAUGAAUUGUACAUUGAAAAAAUGAUAAAGACAAAUCGUUAUCAAGAAGAGACUUGGUCGUAAAUAGUUGAAUAUUUUAUUAAUUUGUAACUAAAAAAUUAGAACACUUUCUAACUAGAUAUUUCUUUUAAGGGUUUAUAAUGUUAAAUUAGUUAUUUUGUACAGUGCUGAAAAUGAAGCAUUACAUAUUAUAUUAAUCAUAAAUCGAUUUAAAUAUAACUUCAAUACAAAUUAUAGUCUUUUGUGAACUUAUUCUUAUCUUUAUUUGAUAUAGUGCAUUUAUAAUUAAAUGAGAAAU
Molecule: messenger RNA, 2120 nt
Organism: Eupeodes corollae
Lineage: Eukaryota; Metazoa; Arthropoda; Insecta; Diptera; Syrphidae
Product: NADPH-dependent diflavin oxidoreductase 1
Exons: 6
Coding region: 152-1885 (577 amino acids)
Cellular component (GO): cytosol
Molecular function (GO): flavin adenine dinucleotide binding; FMN binding; NADPH-hemoprotein reductase activity
Source: RefSeq, a predicted model, not a curated record